Phoenix dactylifera (date palm) is the source of this 749-nucleotide messenger RNA. Lineage: Eukaryota; Viridiplantae; Streptophyta; Magnoliopsida; Arecales; Arecaceae. The record is from RefSeq and is a predicted model, not a curated record.
AUGAACCAGGGCCUCGGAUUUCUCUUCAUGGCAAAGACCCUCCCGCCCCCUCAGAAAUAUUUUCGGGGGACCACAAAUCACGGGAACGCAGCCAGCCUCCACUCUGCGACCUAUCUCCCGCCCCGCCCCUCUCCUCUCCUAUUCAAGGACGACAAGGGCAAGAAGCCCAAACCCUUCGCCCCGCCGCCUCCCCCUCCUCCUCCUCAUCUCCGCCGUCUGCAUCCUCGCAGCGUAGGCGGGAUCGCAUUUGUUGCCGUUGUCCUCCGCCGCCCCCGCAGGACCGUCGCAGUCUUUCGCUGCGGGCGGGCCGAGGACACCCUUGGGACCCUCGGCACGAUGUCCCUAUCUGGCGACAAAGAUGGUGUCGUCGCGCGGCCCAAGCUUCUUGAAUUCGUCGGGGUCAGACCGGCUUCUCCUCGCCGAUCGCCGAGCCGCGCUCCGGAGUACCUGGUUUCCUUCCCUUCCGGAGGGCUUGGGAAGGUUUGUGCAACCCCAUGGAGAGGAUGAAAGAGCUUCACAGUAUCAGCAUGUGCUCAAAGAGUCCAACAUUGCCACCAGAAGAAGAAAAGUAGUUUGAGAUCUAUAAAAUUAAUCAUCAAUUGAAGAGAGACUCUUUCCUGUACAGAAGCCAAGUGCUCAUUUCUUAAAGAAGCUGUGUUUCGGUUCAUAUCCUCAUUAUAUUCUUUUAUCCAUUUUUAUUGUUCAUGACAUGCUAAUCAAUUUUCAGAAUCAUCUCCAUAUUAUUAUUA